GGCAUGAUUGAAUUGUAAGCACCUGUUAUUGUUAAUGCCAUCUGUUGAACUCUGUGCCAGAAGUCUGGCUGCCAGUAUUGUCAAAGGAACAUGAAAGGUAGUGCGUGCCCCAUCCUCCCUCUUGCAACGACCUUGACCACCAACCCAAGCUGAAGAAUUUGUGUGAGCAAGGAAACAGAAACAUAUUUGGUGUGAGCUCCAUAUAUGGGCAUUCUUUUCAUGAUACUAAAAAUGAAUUCAAUGUCAAUCACAGAGGAUUGGUGGCUGACUGAAUAUGAGGAAGAAAUCCAUGACCACCUUCGAGCUAAAGAACAGCAGCGAGCAGUCUUUCAUGCACAAUCUCCUCAGCUUCAUUUUCGUCAAUUUCUUGUUGAUUGGUUGGUUGACAUUUGUAAAAGACGAAAUCUAUCAACCCCAGUCCAACACCUUUCUAUAUACCUGUUAGAUUAUUUCAUGGAUAAUCACAGUAUUCAGCGUGAACAACUACAGCUAGUUACCUUAGGUUGUUUAUUGGUAGCAGCUAAAUUUGAAGAGAAGGACAGCUUGAUCCCCAAAACAAGUGAGCUAAAUCAGACUGUUGAUAACCUGUAUAAUCUUCAUGAAUUUGUACAAAUGGAACUUGCUCUAGUAGAAUUCUUCCACUGGGAUUUGAUGGUUCCCACAACUGCUCAUUUUGUUGAGUACUAUGAACACUAUUGUGUUUGCACAACAGACUUUCAUGCAGGUCAACCUCUGCCAGCAUUGCCAAAAGCACGUGUCUGUGCUCAGCAUUACAAUGAUUACUUUUUGGAUCUUUCCAUUCGAGUUGCUUGUAAAUUUUGCUUUGUAGAUCACACGUUCUUACAGUUUCCACCCUCCAUGGUUGCAGCAGCUAUUAUUGCAGCUACACGCAUGUGUCUGCUCAUCUCUCCAGCAUGGCCAAGAUUUCUUCAGAAGCUUACCUAUUACACCAGUGAAGAGUUGAGUCCAUGUAUUGAGAUUAUGUUGAGGCUUUUAGAAGCUGAAGAAAGGAAUUCAACAGAAAAAACCUCUGUGAUAAAAAAGGUAGCUCAACCAAGUGAAACUGAUUCUUCAGAUAGUUUAAAAAGUAGUCCUACCUCAGUAUCAUCAUUGUCAUUUGAAUUUGAUAGGUGAAAAACGCCUGCUCUAUCAUGUAGUUACUCCAUAUAGUACAAAAGCCUAGCGUCAUGAGAUGAAUGUCUUAUUUUGUGAUAGAAGUUGUGAUCAGAAAUUUAGUUAAUCAUUUUGUUGCAGUCUUUAGUCUUUCCUUAGAAGUAUUUUGGUUUACUGUUAUUUUUCUGAUGUAUGUAUAAGAAGACCAUUGAGACUUUUUUUUGUUACAAUUUUUGUGAUAUUGUUUUGUAAAAUACAAAUUCAGUAAAUGUAUCAUCUUAAACUUCAACUUUACAAAACCUUUUGAUUUGAAGGCAACAGUUUGCUCUCACACCUUCUUUCCUACUGAGAUUUUUUUUAUAUAGAUGUCUUUUUGUUUUGUUUAUCAUUUUUUUGAAUUCUGGUAUUCAGAGAAAAAUAAU
Molecule: messenger RNA, 1535 nt
Organism: Limulus polyphemus (Atlantic horseshoe crab)
Lineage: Eukaryota; Metazoa; Arthropoda; Merostomata; Xiphosura; Limulidae
Gene: CycJ
Product: cyclin-J-like
Exons: 6
Coding region: 205-1134 (309 amino acids)
Biological process (GO): regulation of cyclin-dependent protein serine/threonine kinase activity; mitotic cell cycle phase transition
Cellular component (GO): nucleus; cyclin-dependent protein kinase holoenzyme complex; cytoplasm
Molecular function (GO): cyclin-dependent protein serine/threonine kinase regulator activity
Source: RefSeq, a predicted model, not a curated record